GGCAGGUCAGGAGAGCAGACGCGCCGUGAUGAUGCGCUUUAUUUUGGGGCGUUAGUUUCGCACGGAGCGGGGCUUCCUUCCAUGCGAACUGUCUUAUAACACAGACUGAUUGUUUUACCAGCGUAGCACAGACGGCAGGGAGCUGUUGUUGUUGUUGCUGCUGUUCCUGCCAGUUGUACGAGCUAGCAUGUAGUGAGUCUGUGUAGUCUUUUCUUUCGUUUUUAUUUUUUUAUUUCGCAUUUGCAAUAUGAAGAAUGGAAGAAGACGAUGUGACUAUCAGAGAGCAGAACUUCCACAGCCAAGUGCGCGAGUACAUCAUUUGCUUCCUCCUGUUUGCGGUCCUCUACAUCGUGUCCUACUGCAUCAUAACCAGAUACAAGAGGAAGAGCGAUGACCAAGAGGACGAAGAUGCUGUCGUCAACAGAAUAUCAUUAUACUUGUGCACCUUCACCCUGGCAGUGUCGGGUGGUGCCGUCUUCCUACUGCCUUUCUCAAUCAUUAGUAAUGAGAUCCUCCUCUCCUUCCCCAAAAACUAUUACAUUCAGUGGCUCAAUGGCUCCCUCAUUCACGGUCUGUGGAACCUGGUGUCACUGUUCUCCAACCUUUGCCUCUUUGUCCUGAUGCCCUUUGCCUAUUUCUUCUUGGAGUCUGAGGGAUUUGCAGGAUCGAAAAAGGGCAUUAAGGCGCGUAUUCUAGAGACCUUUGUGAUGCUCUUCCUGCUGGCCUUGCUCAUCCUGGGUAUCGUGUGGGUGGCAUCGGCGCUAAUUGACAAUGAUGCAGCCAGUAUGGAGUCACUUUACGAUCUUUGGGAAUUUUACCUGCCAUACCUCUACUCCUGUAUAUCUCUGAUGGGAGGACUGCUUUUACUCAUGUGCACUCCCGUGGGAUUGUCCAGGAUGUUCACUGUCAUGGGCCAGUUACUAGUGAAGCCAACAAUCCUGGAGGACCUGGAUGAGCAGAUUUACUGCAUCCAUUUGCAGGAGGAAGCCCUUCAGAGGAGAUUAAACGGAUCGUCCACACACACUUAUACUCGAGGAAGCUUUACUCACCAGCUCAACAAAGAACUGGACAAUAUUAGAAAUCAGAGGAACAAAUUGGAGAGAAGAAAGAAAGCAUCGGGUUGGGAGAAGAACUUGUUGUAUCCCAUAGUGAUGCUGAUCCUGCUCACAGGAACGACGAUCUCAGUUCUUAUGGUGGCAUUGAAUAUCCUCUACCUCCUAGUGGAUGAGACUGCCAUGCCCAAGGGAUCCACAGACCGAGGCAUUGGGAACACCUCUCUGUCCACAUUUGGCGUGGCUCAGGCGGCACUGGAGAUCAUCCUCAUGUUCUACUUGAUGGUGUCCUCUGUCGUUGGCUUCUACAGCCUGCGAGUCUUUGAGGUACUCACUCCUAGGAAGGAUGACACAACCAUGACAACGAUUAUUGGUUGCUGUGUGUCCAUCUUGGUCCUGAGUUCAGCCCUGCCAGUGAUGUCCAGAACUCUAGGAAUCACCAGGUUCGAUCUCUUGGGAGACUUCGGGAGGUUUAAUUGGCUGGGAAACUUUUACAUUGUCCUUUCAUACAACCUGCUGUUUGCGGUCGUGACAACGCUCUGUCUUGUGAGAAAAUUCACCUCAGCAGUACGGGAAGAGCUUCUAAAGGCCUUAGGUCUGGAUAAAUUGCAACUGUCAAAUAGCCCCACAGACCCUGAAUCUGGAAAGCUCUCGGCCAACGGGCAUCAGAAAACUCUGUGAAAGGGACGAUAGAUCAACACACACACACAAAACACACGCACACACACACACCUUAGCACAGCCAAAGGGAGAUUUCGACAGUACUGCCUGACUGCUGAAAGGUGAAAGGGAUUGGAAGGAACUUAAUAAACCCAGGCAGUGUCUGACGGAUGCUGCAAAUGGAGGCUGAGAGCAAUUUAGCUUCGUGACAUUCCAUCCUCUGCGUCUCGGAUGGAAGCUGGGACAGAGCCAGGGAUGAGACUGAGGAGUGAAAUAGACUGGCAUCACUGCAGUGACCUUGAUGUUGACCUCAACCGCGACUGUGACUUUAAACCACCCAUCUCUUGCUUCAGGGGCACUCUUCUUUCCCCGCCGGCAUCGCUACCCGUUUUACAUCCACACCACUGCACUACACUAAAUCAAGAUGGUAUAGCAGGCGAUACAGUUCUGUCUUUUUCUAAGUCUUACAUCUAACUAAAAGGCAGCGGGUUCUUAUCCAUCACCCUGCUCCUCCACUGUACUCGGUAAAAUAGUAAAUAGACCCCAAAAAUCCAGUUAGACUCAUGUUUUUCUUUUUCCUUUUUAAUGUCAGUACGUCCACGGUAAUCGUGUCAGUGAUACAUGGAGCAUUUGCAGUUUCUGGUCUCUUUGAUUGUUAUGUGAACUGAUACAGGCAUGAUAAGGUGUCCACUUGUCAUUUUGUUUGUUUUUUUUAAAGCUCAAAAUGUGAAAAUAACAAAGUUUGUGAAGCAUUAAGAAAGUCAUUUUCUUCACACUCGUCACAGCCAGUACAUAAAAAGUUGCACGGCAAUACAGUUCACAUUAUAUGCAUUGGCACUGUCAUGAUUGAUGGGCCUCGUAUUUUAGCGCUCCUGCUGUCAUUUGUCUUUUUUUAUUUUCAUUUUAUUUGGCUUUACUCAAGUGCGCUUUAACUUUAUUGAUGAUGUCAUUAGUUUGUAUGAAGUAGGGUAAGAACUUUUUUUAGGUGCUCUAGAUUAGACUUGAGCUACUCUACAAAUGGGAAACUAUAUGGCAUAUCCACUUCAGAUCCAACGAGCAGAACACUUCAGUAUAUGUGGAGCUGAUCCUGUGGUUGUAUUUCCUAAAGUUUUAUUAUGCACAUUAUAAGAAAAUGCCAUCACAUUUUUGCUCAUCCCCCCCAAAAAAGAAGAAGCUAUUUAAAAUCCACAGGGCACAGAAAGAUUUGUCCAUUUUUUUUUGUGAUUUUUGUAAAUGUUGAAUUUACAUGUACAUAUUAUAUUGUGAUUCAUACCUCUUUUUGCAUUAUUUGGAUGUAAAUAUUGGGCUCUCGUUGAGCCCACAAGAGGGUCUGACUCACUAAGCAAUCUGUAUUUUGUUGUACAUAUUUUUUUAUAAACACCUGAAUCUAAUGCAAACCUGUUACAGUCUUCACAUACAGAAUGCAUCAGUGAGAAAUGUGCAACUUUGCAGCCGGUAGAAACACUUGGUGACUCAGGCCCCAUUUACGUGUUGUUGUAUUGCUGCAUAAUCUUCUGAACUGUGAUGUUCUUUGUCUCCAGAACCACCUUAAAUGCCUUAUACGACAAGCAUCUCGCAGGCUUAAUGUUAAGGUUGUUUCUCGUUCUGUUGUUUGUUUUAUGUACAUGUGCACAUGUGCAUUGUUUGUCUCUAGACAGUUCCACUGUGAUCCCCUGUACGCCACUGAGUUUCUGGUCUAAAGCCAGCUGGAUAUAACAUAUGCAUUGCUUUUGCUCUGAUCGUCGUCGCUCAGCUCUCAUUCAGUGAAAAGUUCCAUUUUGAAACUCGUUCAUUACCCAUGAAACUUGAGCACUUGCGAAGGAUAGGGGUUGACUGAUCGAAUUGUUGUUUUUAUGGUGUUUGUAGAUGUGUUCAUGAUGAUGACAAAAGAAAAAGGAAGUAAGGAAAUUUUACUUUAUAUAUGCAUUUGAAAUUUUUAUUUCAUAGGACAGGGAAUGUUUUCCAUCGAAGCUGUUUGUCAUUGGUUGUUGAUUUAUUACAAAGACUGGAUUUAAAGAAAAUUCUCAAUCACAAAUAAAACUCAUGACUGAUCUUCUCAGAUGAACAAAUCAGACAUGAGAAUGUUUUGUAAAGGGUGACCUAUAAAUAUAAAUAUAACGGCUCUUAUCCAAACCCAAAGUAUGAUUUUGAAAGAAGUAAUUUCAACGUUCAUCCAAAUUCUUUACUGGCAGAAAGAUUCGGCAGAUUUUCUGCUACUCUGGGUGUCAUUUAACUUGUUUAGUGUGUGUCUACAGCUAUUUUAUUAAAAAUUAGGACCAUGCUGAUCAGUGGAUACUGUGAAAAAUCAGCCCCAAAGUAAACGGUGAAGCAAAAAGUAAGAAACUAUACUGGAAAAAGAGAACUACUGGCUGAAUUAGUGAAGGUAAAAAUAAAUGUAUGACUUUAUCUGGAUAAGCUACAUUAACUUUUUUUGUUUCCAGCUCAUUGUAGUUGUGAUGCCACUGGACUGAAAAUGUCACAUCCCAAAUAAAACAUCACAAUGCUACUCCUCGCAGAGGCUUCUGAGGUAACGUCUCAAAGGGCCAUUUUCUAUCCGAGCGAGCUUAUCUGGUUGCCUUUACGGUGCAUCUCUGUGUUGUGUGGGGGUUUCAAACGUUGAGAGUUGUCCUGUAAUGUAAGUGAAGCAGCUUUUUUUUUCCUCUCUCUCUCUUUCGUCUGUACGUCAGUUGGUCUCUGCAUGUACAUUUUUGGAACAUGUUUUGUGAAUGUAUUUUUUUACAAUUUCUCAGUUUGCUAAAUGUAAGUUUUGUUAUUUUUGAUGUUUGUGUGUUUGCAAAUAAAAGUAGAAAAAUGCUCUGUCAACACGUUUUUUCGUUUGUCAUUGCGGCGUCCUGGAGAACCAGUAAUGAUUGACAGAUGAGUUAAAGGAGUAGUGUGGUAAAUUUUUUGGAAACCUGCUUAUUUAAUUUUCUGUCGAGAGUUACGUAAAAGGAUCAAUAUCACCCUGAUGCCUAUGCACGCAUGAAGCAUGGAGCAAGCCAAGAACACAUUAGCUUAGCAUGAAGCAGGUGUAAAUAGCUUGUCUGGCUCUGUCCAAA
Messenger RNA from Larimichthys crocea (large yellow croaker), 4771 nucleotides. RefSeq names its product limb development membrane protein 1 (gene lmbr1). The coding region runs from base 255 to 1733 and encodes 492 amino acids. Gene Ontology annotation, biological process: signal transduction. Gene Ontology annotation, cellular component: plasma membrane. Lineage: Eukaryota; Metazoa; Chordata; Actinopteri; Sciaenidae. Gene Ontology annotation, molecular function: transmembrane signaling receptor activity. The record is from RefSeq and is a predicted model, not a curated record. The transcript has 17 exons.